Daphnia pulicaria is the source of this 4677-nucleotide messenger RNA. RefSeq names its product RNA-binding protein MEX3B-like. Bases 200 to 1957 code for a protein of 585 amino acids. The record is from RefSeq and is a predicted model, not a curated record. The transcript has 4 exons. Lineage: Eukaryota; Metazoa; Arthropoda; Branchiopoda; Diplostraca; Daphniidae. Gene Ontology annotation, molecular function: RNA binding.
CACGCGGUCUUGCUGUGUGUGUCUAAAGGGGGACACUCUCUCUCGUUUUCAGUCGGUCGAGAACAGCUCAGUAGGACGGGUGUGAGUGAAAUUUCAAAAUUUUGUCAGUCUUUUUUUACCACUAAAAAGCUGUACGACCAAGACAACAACGAAAAUCAUUUUUGAGAGAGAAAAUUGAACCAUCCCAUCACACACGAAAAUGCCGGCCAGUGCAUCGUACGGCGAGUCGAUCGAGUUGACGCGCCACAAUUCGCUGGAAGACCAACGAGCCCUGCAAGUGGCGAUGGAAUUAUCCCUGCUCAGUUUCGGGAACAACAUGGAUUAUCACCACGUUGAUCACCAUUCGACAUCGCCCAAUCAUCAUCACUACAACACGAUGGAUCACAUCAACUCACUGCACUACGCCGACGAGAUGAGAUUCUUGGCCAAAAAGAGUCAAAAUAUGACCGAGUGCGUCCCAGUCCCCAGUUCGGAACACGUCGCUGAAAUCGUUGGAAGACAAGGGUGUAAAAUCAAGGCUUUGAGAGCUAAAACCAACACUUACAUCAAGACGCCGGUACGUGGAGAAGAACCCGUUUUUGUCGUCACUGGUCGUAAAGAAGAUGUCGCUGCUGCCAAAAGAGAGAUUCUGUCAGCGGCCGAACAUUUCUCACAAAUCAGGGCCUCCAGACGUUCAGGACUCGUAGGCCAAUGUGGCAUUGUCGGCACUACUGGACUCGUUCCUCCUCCACCAGUCCCUGGCCAAGUCACCAUUCAGGUUCGUGUACCGUAUCGAGUCGUUGGUCUUGUCGUCGGCCCUAAAGGAGCUACCAUCAAGCGGAUUCAACAACAAACGAGCACCUACAUAGUCACACCGUCCAGGGAGAAGGAGCCCAUUUUUGAAGUGACGGGCAUGCCUGAUAAUGUUGAACAAGCCAAGAGGGAGAUUGAGGCUCACAUCGCUCUACGCACUGGAUUGGUUAAUGUGGAUGGUUCAGGCAACGAAUUAUCCCCGGAUAUGAUGCACGACUUGGCUGCCGGAUUAAACGGACUAGGAUUGGGGAUGCUUGGAUCGAGUCUGGGUGGCGGUCUGGAUAAUGGAACAGCUGAUUUGAUGGGAUCGCUGUACAAGACUUCGUCAUCGGCACUUCGCUCUGCCUUUUCAGGACAUCACAACCUCAACAACGAUGUUUACGGAGUGACUUCAUCUGGUCUGUCAAAUUUGCUUGGAGACAACGCUUUCGGUCUGCGAUCCCACAACUCUUACGGCGUAUCCAAUGCUCCAUCUGCUGCUGGAAAAAUCGAUUCUGAAUUGCAAACACUCGGCAGCGGGUUGCUCAAUAGCUUGUACGAUUCGGAUGAGGGUAUCGGACUGGGAGGAUCGGAUUCGCCUACUUUGAGCCAUUCGUUGAUUCAGCCCAACAUCUGGUCUACGGAUUUCGGCACCGGAUUGGUCGGAGGUGGCAGCACGAGCUCUAUCAACACAAACAGCACCAGCAGUGCCACAACCAGCAACAGCGGCAGCACUGGAGCCAAGAGGAGCAAUAGCUUUGGAUUCCCGACUUCGGAUUCUGACCACCCACCGGCCCGUCGCAUCAGCUCUGACCCGUUGACGGCCAUUGGAUCGACACUCAAUUCGUUGUCUGCAGCCUUCCAGAUCCGUUCGGAUUCCGAUUCUGGUGUUCGUGAUUCUUCCGCAUCGGCUUCCGGUUCGGCUUCUCCAGCUGCCUGCUCACCGGUUGGUUCCAGCAGCAAUUCCAGUACGAGGGGAUCACUCAAGCGCGAAUGCAUCAUGUGCUGCGAAGGUGAGAUGGUGGCUGCUCUUGUUCCAUGUGGUCACAAGCUUUUCUGUAUGGAUUGCGCCCAGCGUUUGGUGCCCAAGGAGUCGUCUGCUGAAGCUGACUCACCAUCGUCAGCCGGAGGAGAGUGCCCAGUCUGUCAUCAGUCCGUCACUCAAGCCAUCAGGAUCUUCUCGUAAGAAAAGUGGAUUUCUUUGUUUGUUAGUUUUUUUACGGAGAAGACGGCGAGAGAUUAGCAAAAGAAACAACGAAGCAACCAGCGGAUGUUCAACCCCCCUCUAUAAAAAUUCGUAAGAAAUUCACCCUUGACACCCCAUACCACCACUUUCUCUCUAUCUAUACCUCUCACUGUCUCGCGCGCUAUCUUAUAUUAUUAUUAUCACUCGAUUGGGUAGUAAACAAGAAAUUUUUUCUUUCUGUUCAUUGUCAUCAGGUUUUUUGGAAAAUUUUGAACUUGCGCGUUUUGUUAUGCGGAGGUGCACACACACCAAUUCUCUUUCCUCCCCAUACUACCCGUUUAUUUUUUUUCUUCAUUCUUUCUAGAGUUAACGUCAGAAUUUUUUCGGAUGAUUGCGACCCUUAACGUACACAACACCCUUUUUUGUAAGUGCAGUCGAUCUGAAAGAAAAUCCAAGAGUUGUUUUUAAUCCCACGUUUAUAAAAAAAAAAUCUUUAUAUACAAAUCAAGCUUAUCACGCAGUUGAAUGAGAAAUUAUUAAAAAAAAAUUGCUAUCAUUUUGUGUGUCGUGUGUAAAACUACGAUGUCAAAUCGAUAUUUAAAUGUCUCCACUUGGGUUUGCCGCAAAGCCGCCGAAAAAGAUUUCCUUAUUUUUUCUUACCCCCCUCCCAGAAAUCACUUCCUUUUUGAUAAUCGAUAUUUAAACGUGCGUAAAAGAGCAAUAGGAUUUAAGUUUUUUUUUCUUCCUUAUUAUGUGUAUAUUUGGCAAAAAAAAAAAUAUUUUUGUUUAGGACAAAAGAACGAACAACACGCGCAACAUUUAAAUUAAAAUCCAAGGGCAAUAAUUAUUUUCCGGCGAAAAAGCAAGUGACUGGGGCACUAACACACAGCAGUCUAAAAAAUAAAAUUAAAAUAAUUUUCUUUUUCCUUAAAAGACCCUCCCUUUAUAAUGUCGAAAAAUUACGAUUGAGUUAGCUGUGAUACCGAAAGCCACUUGUCUCUCUCUCGACAUCGAUUUUUUUUUCUCUCCUUUUUGCCUCACUUUCUUCCCGUCGAUUUAACAACAAAAAGUGCUGCUCAAUUUAACCAAUUAAAAGACAAAAGGAAAAAAAAAAGUAAUAGGUUUUGGCGUUACACAAAACUUGGUGCCGUUACAGUAUUCGGACAGUUCUUUAUUUUUUUUUUCUUCUCCCACUCCCGAUAUAACAUUAAAUAAUUCCGUACCUUUUUGUGUGUGUGUGUGUGUGUGUUUUCUGUCUUCUUUUGUCUUUUUCGAAUUUUUUCUAGACGAUAUUCUCAGUGGAUAAAUAUCAAAAGAGGAAUUUCUUUCGCAAACCUUUACCAACAUAGUAAUAAUAGUAAUAAAAAAUUCAAUGCUGCUUAUCACACAUAGUUAUUUAUAAUGAAGCUGUCUGUGUCCGUCGAUUUACAGUUGAUAUAAACAAGAGAAAUUCAAUAAAUUGCAUUUUUUUCUUUCUAAUUUUUUUUUGUUGUUUCCCCCUUUGAUUUUAAUCUAACCAGACCAUAAAAAUUUAUUUGAAAGAGCUGCUCUGGUCAAGUAGUGUGAUGCGACUUGUCAACAAUUAAUCAUUUCCUCCCGAAAUAUAGGCCUUUUUAUAUACUAACAGCAAAGCAGCAGAGAUUUGAAUCAAGUCACAACAAUUAGAAAGUCGUUGGCAAUAAAAGAUCAUACAACAAAUGAAUUAAGAACAAGUUAGGCACAGCAGCAUUUUUUGAAAAAUUCUUCCAAGCCCCGCACCUCCUUUUUGAUAUAAUAAUAAUAAUAUCUUAUAUUUUGAAUUCAUUUAAAAAAAAAGGAAAUUUUGUCGCCAUUGUUAACCAUUUUUAACUGGUAGCGCACAAAACACUUGUUCCGUCUUCCUGUUUAAUCCCUUCCCAUUUUUUGGCUGUUAAUUUAAUUCAUUUUUCUUCUUUGAAAACAUUUUGGUUUCGUCUGCAGUAUUUGUGCUGUGUUGGUCUCCCUACUUAUAUUAAAGAGUUUUGCAAGCCACCCCCUAUAAACAAAAAUAUCUACUCUGAUAAAAACGUAUUGUGUGUGAAAUUCAAUUGAAUCAACGAAAACAAAAAAAAUUAUAGGCUUGAAACCUCCAUUUUCUCAAAACAUUUUUGAAAUCAUCUAUCUCUCUAUCUCUUUUGCUAUCAUUAUUAUUAACCGUUUCUGUAUUUUUUGCCGAGUGUCUCGAUGUGUGACAUAUAAAAAAAUCUCUCCCCCCAUUUCUCGUCGAGAGCGAUAUUCCAAUUCACUUAGUAUUCCUCGAUGUGUGUGUACUACUAUAUACAUAUAAUAAUAAUCUAUAUUACUAUUACAUACAGUACUAUAUCAGAAUAAUAAUAAUAAUUGAUUUCUCUGGGAUGCUUUGUUUUGAUUUAGCUCUUGUCACGCGGAUUGAAACGUGUCGUGUUUGAUGAAACGAAAAAGAAAGUUUAUUUGUUGGACAAAAGCUUCAAAUUUAUUACAAAAAAAAAUCUUAAAAAAAUAAUAAUUAAAGACGGACAACAGCGAAUCGAAACCGGGUAACCCCCAGAGGAAGCACCACAUUUUUCAUUUAUUUUUUAUUUCUCGUAAAAAUACAAAAAUAUCAGAGUUUUUUGUGAAGUUCUAGUUUUCUAUACUAUUUUUUCGGUAUUUUUUAUUUUUAUUUCUCGCUCGCUUAAUGUAUUUUUCAUGUAACUUGGCCAAUACAGAGUACUUAGCCACGA